Molecule: messenger RNA, 927 nt
Organism: Echinops telfairi (small Madagascar hedgehog)
Lineage: Eukaryota; Metazoa; Chordata; Mammalia; Afrosoricida; Tenrecidae
Product: putative olfactory receptor 5AK3
Exons: 1
Coding region: 1-927 (308 amino acids)
Biological process (GO): sensory perception of smell; G protein-coupled receptor signaling pathway
Cellular component (GO): membrane
Molecular function (GO): odorant binding; G protein-coupled receptor activity; olfactory receptor activity
Source: RefSeq, a predicted model, not a curated record
AUGACACAAGGAAAUGGCACUGGCGUUACAGAAUUCUUUCUACUGGGAUUUGGUGGUCAACACAAGUUCCGGUAUGCUCUCUUCAUUGUAUUUCUUGUGAUCUAUGUGACCUCCAUGGUGGGCAAUAUUGGAAUGAUCCUACUCAUCAACACAGAUUCCAGGCUUCAAACACCCAUGUACUUUUUCCUGCAACAUUUGGCUUUUGUUGAUCUCUGUUAUACCUCUGCCAUUACACCUAAGAUGCUGCAAAACUUCCUAGUAGAAAAUAAGUCAAUAUCAUUCGUGGGGUGUGUAAUACAACUAUUGGUUUAUGCAACAUUUGCAACCAAUGACUGUUAUCUCUUAGCUGCUAUGGCACUGGACCGGUACGUAGCCAUCUGUAACCCACUUCGCUACCCCAUAGUUAUGUCUCGAGCAGUUUGUAUCCAACUGGUUGUUGGCUCAUAUGUCAUGGGCUCCCUAAAUGCCUCUGUACACACAGGAUUUACAUUUUCCAGGUCAUUCUGCAAGUCUAAUGUCAUCAAUCACAUUUUCUGUGAUGUUCCUCCACUUCUCUCCCUGUCUUGCUCGAGUAUCAACAUUAACAUCAUGCUGCUCCUUGUCUUUGUGGGAUUUAAUUUGAUGGUCACUGUUCUGGUCGUCAUCUUCUCCUACGUAUAUAUCAUUGGUGCCAUCCUAAAGAUGUCUUCCACUGCAGGGAGGAAAAAAGCCUUCUCCACCUGUGCCUCACACCUGACAGCAGUCACCAUUUUCUAUGGGACCCUCUCUUACAUGUACUUACAGCCUCCCUCAAAUAAUUAUGAAGAGAAUAUGAAAGUGGCUUCCACAUUUUAUGGCAUUGUGAUCCCCAUGUUGAACCCCUUGAUCUACAGCUUGAGAAAUAAGGAGGUAAAAGAAGCUCUAAAAGUGGUGGGAAAAAAGUUCUAG